This is a messenger RNA of Paramecium sonneborni, 968 nucleotides long. NCBI's taxonomy places the organism in Eukaryota, Ciliophora, Oligohymenophorea, Peniculida, Parameciidae. The record is from the annotation of a GenBank genome assembly.
AUUAAUUUAGAUACAUUUGAAGAAUAAUGAAGAGUAAUUAAAAUAUUGUUGACACUUAAAUAAUAGGUGUAACGAAAUCUUCUAAAAUAGCAAAAUAAAAGUAAAAAGAAUAAAAGAAAUAUUGUGUAAUAAGAAAGGAAUUUUAAAUUGUCAUUAAAAUACCAAAGUCAUUAGGAUUAAGAGAAUACUUAAGAACAGAAAUAGAUAUAAUUUUCAGUACUGAUUAUCAAGUCAAUUCUAAUUUAGGAGAAUUAUGCACAAAUAUCUUUACAGUAGGGUACAAAAUUUUACAAACUGAUUACUUUUCAGAUAAAUAAGUAUUUACAUUGUUCCCUAGAAAUUUGUAAUGUGUAAGCAUAGAAGUUAUAUAUGAUUUAUUAGAGUAAAUGAACUUGUAGAAAAGUAAAGAUGACAUCAGAAAUUUCAUACAAGAACAUUAAAAAAAAAAUAUUUAAAUCAGUUAAUGUAGUGAUAUAUGUUAUCUUGACAUGUAUGCAUCUUAAUAUCCAUAUGAAUCUUAUUUGAUAAGAUAUGAUUCAACAGGAUCGAAAGUUUUAAAAUAUAUAAACAAUAUGAAAUAUCUUCAUUUAAUGGGUAUAACAAGAGAAAUGAUGGAAUGGAACUUGAUUUAAACAGAAAUGUUACCAUGUGCAAUAAGGGUUGAAUCAUAUCUUGAUAUAUGGAGUAAGAUGUUUGAGGCAGUUUCCAGAAAAUAGGAUUUUUUCACAGCUGAAUUAUAAAACUAUAAUGGCUAAAGGAAAUAUGUGAAAAUGGAGCAAAGAUUAAUUUACAUAGUUUAGGAGAAUGACAACAGUUUGUAUUGUUAUUUAUAUUGGAUAUACCAUGUAAUUCCAGACCCAGCAAUAGCAGAAGAAAACUAUAAGAAGGAGCUAGAUAAUUAAAAUCCAAAACCAAAAUAGUGUACAUAUAAAUAAAUUGGAAAUUGAUAAACUUAAUUUUGUAAUAAU